Molecule: messenger RNA, 960 nt
Organism: Lepus europaeus (European hare)
Lineage: Eukaryota; Metazoa; Chordata; Mammalia; Lagomorpha; Leporidae
Product: olfactory receptor 8U9-like
Exons: 1
Coding region: 1-960 (319 amino acids)
Biological process (GO): G protein-coupled receptor signaling pathway; sensory perception of smell
Cellular component (GO): membrane
Molecular function (GO): odorant binding; olfactory receptor activity; G protein-coupled receptor activity
Source: RefSeq, a predicted model, not a curated record
AUGGCUCGGAACAACUGUACUCAGGUGACAGAGUUUGUUCUUGUGGGUCUCACGGAUCGUCAGGUGUUGAAGAUGCCCCUCUUUGUGGUAUUCUUAUCCAUCUACCUUUUCACAGUGGUGGGCAACCUGGGCUUGAUCCUAGUCAUUAGAACAGAUGCAAGACUCAAUACACCGAUGUAUUUCUUCCUUAGCAACCUGGCUUUUGUUGAUUUCUGCUAUACUUCUGUCAUUACACCCAAAAUGCUUGGGAAUUUCUUGUACAAACAAAAUGUUAUAUCCUUCAAUGCUUGUGCGGCUCAAUUAGGCUGCUUUCUCACCUUCAUGGUUUCAGAGUGCUUGUUGUUGGCCUCCAUGGCUUAUGAUAGAUACGUGGCCAUUUGUAACCCCCUCUUUUACAUGAUAACAAUGUCUCCAGGAACCUGCGUUCAGCUUGUAGCUGCCCCCUAUAGCUACAGCCUCCUGAUGGCACUGUUUCAUACUACCCUCACCUUUCGCCUGUGCUAUUGUCACUCUAAUACUGUCAAUCAUUUCUACUGUGAUGACAUGCCCCUCCUCCGGCUAACAUGCUCAGACACUCACUCCAAACAACUCUGGAUUUUGACCUGUGCUGGAAUCACAUUCAUUUCCUCUGUGCUGAUUGUUUUUGUUUCUUACAUGUUCAUUAUUUUUGCCAUCCUGAGGAUGCGCUCAGCUGAGGGGAGGCGGAAAGCCUUCUCUACGUGUAGCUCCCACAUGCUGGCGGUCACCAUAUUCUAUGGGACUCUGAUCUUCAUGUAUUUACAGCCCAGUUCUAAACAUUCUCUAGACACAGAUAAGAUGGCCUCUGUCUUCUACACAGUGAUCAUCCCCAUGUUGAACCCCUUGAUCUACAGUCUCCGCAACAAGGAUGUGAAGGAGGCCCUCAAGAAAAUCCUCAUCCAUGGAAACAAGACUUUUGUGUUGGUGAAGUUAAGAAAAUGA